This is a messenger RNA of Podarcis muralis (Common wall lizard), 873 nucleotides long. It is a transcript of the gene UBXN4, whose product is annotated as UBX domain protein 4. The record is from RefSeq and is a predicted model, not a curated record. Gene Ontology annotation, cellular component: endoplasmic reticulum. Gene Ontology annotation, biological process: ERAD pathway. Lineage: Eukaryota; Metazoa; Chordata; Lepidosauria; Squamata; Lacertidae.
AGAGAGAGAGAGAGAGAGAGCGUAGUAGGUGCAGCGAAGCGCGACGCAAUCGCGUCCGAAGCGAGGCUGACGUUUGUGACGCGCAUGCGCGCUCCGCGUCGAGGCAAACGGACCGCUGGGGAGGCCGCGGAGGGGCAGGCAGCGGGGCGAGCGCUUGUGCAUAAUAAGCCCAGGCCUGACGGUCCGCCGCCGCCGCCAUUAUGCUGUGGUUCCCUGGCACCAUCCCGGCCGCCAUUGCCGCCGCCAAACAGCGCAGCGCCGUCUUCGUGGUGUUUGUGAGAGGGGAUGAUGAACAGUCCAUAGAGAUGGCUGCCAGCUGGGAGAAUGAGAAAGUGACUGAGGCAGCAACAGAUGGCUUUGUAGCUAUUAAAAUAGAUACCCAAAGUGAAGCCUGCCUGCAGUUCUCCCAAAUCUAUCCUGUAGUGUGUGUUCCAUCCAGUUUCUUUAUAGGAGACAAUGGAGUCCCUUUGGAAGUGAUUGCUGGCAGCGUUUCUGCAGAGGAACUUGUUACAAGAAUUCAUAAAGUCAAGCAGAUGCACACGUUAAAAAAUGAAGCAAUGGAAAGUUCUGUGCCGUGUUCCUCAUCUUUAAAUGGCAUCACAGAGGACUCUCAGUCCCAAACAGCUGAGCUUGCUGAAGCACAGCCUGAAAGGCUAAGUGUAUCCUCAGCUGGUGAAGUAAAUUUGGACCAGACAAAUGUGGAAAGUGAUGGAAGGGGGGAAUCGCAGACUACAGAUGACCUUACAGCCAAAGUAGAAAGAGUGACAAAAAAACUUGAAGAAAGAAGAGAAGAGAAAAAGAAAGAAGAAGAACAGGUAGAGUGUAACUGAAUUUAUAAUGUUGCAUUUUAUUUUUAUUUUGAAAAACGUAUAA